Cotesia congregata is the source of this 3219-nucleotide messenger RNA. The record is from the annotation of a GenBank genome assembly. Lineage: Eukaryota; Metazoa; Arthropoda; Insecta; Hymenoptera; Braconidae.
UAUUCUAAAAUUAAUAACAAGCCUAUUAAAAUAGCGAAAGAAUUGAGUGCUCACGUAACAAAAAAUUCCUACUGUAAAUUUAACUUGUACGUGACUUCCUUUGGCACAAUUUAUCCAAAGUUAACAUCUUGGACAAUGGUAGCGGAAUUAGCGGGCAUUCCGGUAGUUGUCAGCGGUAAAGACAAGUCAUCAUCUGGAUUGACCGAGUCUUGUGAAUCAGAAGCGAGUGAAGAAAAAAAUAACCGGCCAAGAUGGAUUAGAACAGCAACGCGUGAUCCUGUUUACACAGUUCUUGACCAUCGAAAUCCCAUUUAUAAAAAUAACAACAACAACAAGUGCUUGGAAAUAGCUAUAAGUGCUGUAAUUGUGAAAAGUGAAGAAGAAAUUGAAGAUUUAGAGCCGCUGUACAGUGUUGUUAACAAGCCGUCAAAGCUUGACGUUAAUUUGACCAAAGAAGAAAAGGUAAGAGAAGAAAUACUGAGCAAGCAGCUAGAACUUCACAAGUGGCUUGAGUCAGGAGUGGCUGAAGAAAUAUUAAUGGAAGAAAAACCGGACCCUUGGGCAGCUCCGGGGAUCUCUGUACCCCGAGGCGUAAUUGGAGUCGUCGGACCUUAUGGCAGGGCUUACAUAAAUCCCAAUGAAAAGCGCGAGUUUAUGCUUGAAGAAGAGCUCGAAGAGGUUGAAAAUAUUUCAAUGCGCGAAGACAUUUCUACUGCCGUUGACUCUAUUGACGGGAGAUACAAGUCUGAAGAUGAUAAAGACAGUCACAUUGUGAAGAAAGAGAUCAAUCGCAGACCCAAGUGGAGGGUUAUCAGUGAGAUUGAUGAAGAAGAAAUAAUUAAAGAGAUUACUAUGGAUAAAGAAACUCUUGAUUCUCACCAAGAAAUCGAUGAUAUCUACGGUGAUAAACUGCCGAAAUAUAUUCCUAAAGACAAUUAUGAUAACGCAAACAAUGAACCGCAUGACCGUGAUAGCUUGAAUGAAACUGGAAGCACAACAGGCGGCACAGCAGAGGGCAAUCCAGGAAACAAUCGCAGUGAUAAAGCUGGCCCUAGUGAACCAGCAGAUACUAAUCAAAGUGCUAAACCAACUUCCACGACGGCACCACCUCGAUCUCUUGUUUCUAGGAUUCUCGCACGCGCGAGAUCUCCUGAUGAUCUUCUAGACCAACCAGAGCCUUACUCCCAACUAUGGAUUGUCCUGUCAAACGUCUACGGAGAGCUGAUAAUAGUUCUCAUGAUGGCUCUGUGCCUAGCAGAAGUAAUGGAUACUCCUGUUCAACUAUUAACCCUCCAGAGUGUGUUCCUGAUGUACCUCUACGUCGGAAGUAUAAUCGUAAUAAUAAGUAUUUACCUGUGGGUGCUGGUCGACAGCUGUGGAAGUCUGUCAGGUAACAGAGAUGACAUCGAGCUCGGCGGGACCUCGCUCACAAGAUUUGGUUCCCUAAAAAAAGCUCACAUUUCACGGUCUCGCACCGCUCCAACAAGUUUCUACAUCCGUGUCGGAGCUUUACUAUUCGGUCUGGCGACGCUGGUCUUCAAUGGGUUGGAAAUGGCGAUGCAUUCAUUGAUGCAAGGAGCUGAGUGUCUUAAUGAUAUAGUUUUCGUUCACCCAGCUCUCCAUGGGAUGUUUACUUUUUUACAAAUGCACUUUCUUUUUGUUAACUCACAGGUGUUGGUAGAGCGAUUUGGAUUAGCAGCAAGAUUCGGUUUUAUUCAUUUAGCUGCUACAAAUAUCGCUGUUUGGGCACGUCUUGUUAUUUGGGAUUCUGCGUUAGAGUGGACGUACUUUGUACACUUAGCACAGAGAGGACAGGAUCAGUCUUCUCUGAGUCUUAAAGGUCUUUCUGGAUCACUUACUAGGCAUACACGCGAUAUUUUUGGACAUUCUUCAGAAUAUGUCGUUGGAAAAUACCAACCAAUAUCAGAUGAAAAAAUUGCACAGGUAGUUACUCUUCAAGAGUGCUUAAACACCAACACGUUAGGCCAAUUAUGGACAUCAAGCAUGUCAUUUCUUUACCCUUUUAUUGUACAAUUUAGCGUGAAAGACUUGACAGGUCACACGCGGGUAGGCUGCGACGGAGCAAGUAAAGGUCUCUUUCUGGGAAUCUUAAGUAUGACAGCCGGAAUAGUAGUGAUUUUAAUCUUCUUGGUAGUACGUGAAGACGAAAACUUUCCACCUGCGACGCUGUCUUGGCUCACAAGCGGAACGCUGAUAGGAAUUUUGUCAUUGAGCGGAGUAAUGACAGCCAGUGGUCUCGUACAAGUAAGACAAAUGUCGAUAGUCUCGCGAGCACCUGCCUCGCUGGACAACAUUUUGUCAAACAUCGCAAUCUUCGGUGUACAACUCUAUUCCAUAUUUACCGCGGUGGUAUGCGCCUGCUUCUUGGCAACAGUCGACGGCGAGCACGAGACAGACAGUCGCGGCCGACAUAUCAUGCUGUUGACAGCGUCAGUGCUCCAGCUGGUCCAGUGUUUUGCUCAGAGCACACUGAUAGCCGAGGCGUCAAAGAGAUCUUGCAUCACUCGGUACCAAAUGAUGACCAAGCCCGCCCGGCAAGUUAUCACCUUUUUGCUGUUUAGCAAUGCAGUGCUCUGGGCCUUUGACACAGUGGUCACUCAGAACUGGGUCUCGCAGGAGAUCCAGCUCAGGUUCUUCGGCGUUCUGGCCUGGGGAAUUAUUUCUAGGAUUUGUGUACCCUUGCUGGUGUUCUACAGAUUCCACAGCUGUGUUUUAUUGUUGGAGAUCUGGAAUAAAUGCUACAGAACUCCUAGAGGAGAGAAGCAAGUAAAACUGGAAUGUCCGACCCACCGAAUGCCCAGUGGCCUAGCUUGCGAUCCAAACCCUCUUUUCAUCGACGACUCAAUCCACUACAUCCACCCGUACAUCGACAGCGGCAGCUGGCUGUACUUGGAAACAAAUCCCGCGAUUUAUCGGUCCAGCUCGAGGGAAUCUCACCACUAUCGGCAUCACCAUCAUCAUCUUCCUCGGCACCGUCGUAUCGCCAGUGACCCUGGAGGACUGAUUUAUCUCCAAGACACUAAUCGCAAUCACUGUCUGCACCACCGUCGCGGCAUAAGUCUCAGCGGUGAUUUUAUUCUUGAAGAUAUUAUUGAUGAAGAAAGUAAUUUUCCCGAAGAUACUGAACCGAAGACACCGACCUUCAGAAAAGUGCCAUGGCAUCCUAAUUUGCACAUGCUCAAAACUAGACAAACCUAG